GAUUUUUAUGUCCGAGCAACAAAUGGUAAGAAUGAUUAGCUUAGGAUACCCUCUCCUUAUGUCUUUGUCUAUACUUUCCCAAGGCUUCCUAUUUUCAGUCUCUAAGUCUAUUAGAAAGGCGGAGAACGAGGACAUGUUACUCGAUAAGAUCACACUAAGAAAAGCUUACCAGACUGGAGAUGCUUCGGAAAAAGUAAUGGGGUCUCCUUUAGAGAGUUACAAGAUGGACAGUGGCAACGUUUUAAAUGAAGAAGAAAGAAGCUUAAAGAGUAUGGGUACCCAAAAUAAUUUCUUCAAUCGUGAUGGCCUUCCACGUAGUAUUGGAAUAAAACAGCUUCCCUACCUCACGCUUAAAAAUUCUGUACAUCACCCAGAGUCAGAAGAUCAGAGCAUUGAAUUAGCACAGGAAAGGAGAGACAUUGGAGAGGAUGAAAAUGGAGCCAAGUUUCCUGUAGGACGAAGAGAUUUUGAUAUGCUGAGGUGCAUGCUUGGAAGAGUGUAUCGACCAUGCUGGCAGAUAUGAUGCACAAAGAUUCCUCUUGAACACCGUUCUAACCGGAAUUACAUCCGACAAACAUUUGCAAUUUGUUACUUUAAAAAGAAAAUCAAAUGAAAAGUCGGUAAUUGCUUUGUAAAUUUAUUAUUGU
Messenger RNA from Pelobates fuscus (common spadefoot toad), 647 nucleotides. RefSeq names its product pro-melanin concentrating hormone (gene PMCH). The coding region runs from base 8 to 523 and encodes 171 amino acids. Gene Ontology annotation, molecular function: type 1 melanin-concentrating hormone receptor binding; melanin-concentrating hormone activity. The record is from RefSeq and is a predicted model, not a curated record. The transcript has 3 exons. Gene Ontology annotation, biological process: chemical synaptic transmission; behavior. NCBI's taxonomy places the organism in Eukaryota, Metazoa, Chordata, Amphibia, Anura, Pelobatidae.